AUGAGGAACAAACUGUGGCUCCAGAGUAUUUCCUUCUUCCUUUUAUUCCACUACACUACGUGUUGUGAAAACCUCACUUGUUUUGUCGACUACGUUCAGACCCUGUCCUGCGUCCUGAGAAACGACUGGGGUGCCGGUUCGUACAACCUCACUGCAACAUGGGUCCCUGAGGAAGAUCCAGAAAAUACCGUGGCUGCCUGCAGUCUCCUGCAGUUGUCCAGGAACACCAGUCACACGCAGUACGUGUGCACUGUGGACAUGACUGUGCUCCUGGCAGAUACCAAAGUCCAGGUGGAUGCUACAGCGGCAGCGGACAGGCAGCACGUGAUUUCCAAAGGCUUUUAUAUGGCAGAGAACAUCAAGCCGCAGCCUCCAUUCAAUCUGACUGCUGUGGUCUCAGAGGGUUACAAUAUUUCCUGGGAAACCAACUACCAGAGCUCUCCGUCCCACUUUCUGAAUGAGGAGCUGGAGUAUCAGCUGCGUUACAGGAGAAGGACCGACACCUGGGAGACUCAGAAGAGUAAGGCUGUCCAUGAAGAUAAGCGGACGCUGGUGAUCCUGCCAUGGGAGCUCCAGGCGAACACUGAGUACGAGUUCCAAGUGAGAGCCAGACCCCGAGAAGACACUGGCUACCAUGGAUUUUGGAGUGAAUGGAGCACUCCACUGACCCUGAAAACCAGCCCUGCCGCAGUGACACCGGCAGCAGGCGUGGGAUGGCUGCUGCUGCUUGGUGUUGUUGUGGCAAUCACCGCCUCAGUCGGGACCUUUCUGGGCAGACAGCAGAGCCUGUGGAAGAAGAUGGCUUGCAUCCCAGACCCUGCUUCCUUUUUCAAACCUCUUUACCUGGUGCAUAAUGGAGAUUUCAAGAAGUGGGUUGGCGCAUCCCAUGCGAAAAUAACUUUUGAUUUCUUUGAAUGGGGAAUAGUCCUUCCAGAAGCCCUAGAAGUUUACACCACGCGUGGUUCCAACAGCACCUCCCAGGAGGAUCUGCACGAGCUGAGGAAAGAGCUGCCUUGCAAGCCCUGUGUGUCUUGCCUGACUGCCCCGGGGCAGGACAGCCAGUCCCUGCUGUCCAGUGUGAACAGUAGCAGUGGGGCUCGGGACCAGUCAUACGGGCAUUUGUCCAUCCAUACUGUGACUGUGGCCAAUGAAUUUACACCUUGCAACUGCCAGUGCAACUGUGACGGUGUGUACGGGGAACGUGAGCAUCCCAGCGAGGAAGAUAGUGCUGGAGAAACUGGUUACCCCAAGGUUAAUGUUGACGAUGAAGACAGAAAGACGUCCAGUGACCUGCACCUGGCUGACCUGAGCACGCAGGACAAAAUACUUGCUUCAGGCUCUGUGUCCACAGACCGCCUGAGUACGAGUGUCCCAAAUCACCAGCAGGUAGAAGGGGCUCUGGAAGGAGGGAUGGGAAGCAUCCUAGAAGCCCUUUGUUUGCAGCUGAGUCAGUGGGAUUUGGAAAACCCAGCAUCUCUACCUUCUCCUGAUGGUGAAAGUGUUUCCUCCAGUGAGGGUUCCUGUGACUUCUUCCCUCACAGUGCAAGGCCCAGUGACAGUUACCCCAUGAUCUGUGUAGAUUUGGACACUAUUGACAGUGGCUUUGUGGACUCAGACUGUGGGAGUCCAGUUGACUGUGAAUUUGAGCAGAACAGUCAGAACAACUGUGGGUCCACUCCUCUGGAGCGGGAGGGGGAGGACUUUCCACGGAGCUACGUCAAGCAGUGGGUCUCCUGCCGCUCUGACAGCCCUGCCAGCGGGACACAGACAAACUGAGGACUUGACGUUGU
Molecule: messenger RNA, 1790 nt
Organism: Eurypyga helias (sunbittern)
Lineage: Eukaryota; Metazoa; Chordata; Aves; Eurypygiformes; Eurypygidae
Gene: IL21R
Product: interleukin 21 receptor
Exons: 8
Coding region: 1-1776 (591 amino acids)
Biological process (GO): cytokine-mediated signaling pathway; immunoglobulin mediated immune response
Cellular component (GO): external side of plasma membrane
Molecular function (GO): cytokine receptor activity; protein binding
Source: RefSeq, a predicted model, not a curated record